CAUCUCUCAUGCUCGCAUUCAAGAAGUCAAAGGCGAGACCAGGUCAGCGGGCGAGGGAAACACAGGAGGAGUCUGGCGAAGAGGGAAACGAGUCGCCGAUAAACAUAGCAUCAUCCAAGGCGAAGAACAAGGCGAAGAGGGCGAAGGCAAAGUCGAAACUCAGCUUUGGUGGCGGCGACGAGGAGGGGGAUGAGACGGAGACAUUUCAGUUGAAAAAGUCGAGCUUGAGUCGGAAGUUGACUCUGGGAAUACAUCCUGCCAAUGCCCUACCCGAUACCUUGGAUCAGGCAACCAUCGGUGCUCGUUCCAAUGGCGCACCCGUUUAUGACGCGGCACACCUGUCAGAGCUAAAGGCAAGCAUGCAGUCUACGCGACCACCCAUGCCCGAUCACGAGGUUUACGACGUGGACGUUUCAAUGGACGCGGAAGAUCGUGCCAUCGUGUCCCUCGACACCCCAGCGCCGAGCGGCGGUGUCUCGAUACCUACACAAUCGUAUAUUCAAACCGCAAAGGAGAAGCGCGAACGUCUGCGUGCAGUCGGUCCAGAGCAAGACUACAUAUCGCUCGCUAUCACGACACGCACGGACACAUAUCAAGGUCCACACCCUGAGAGUCGGUUGGUGCGUGAAGAAGACGAACUAGGGGAGGGCGAUGACGAAUACGCCCAGUACACGAGUGCUCAAGAAAGGAUCGCGCUUGGCAAGAAGUCUCGAAGGAUAGAAGCAAGCAAGCGAAAAGAUGCCAUGCAAGAAAUGAUUGCUGAUGCGGAUGAGGAUGAUGAAGAGACCAUCGAGUGGGAAAGAGAACAAUUGCGAAGAGGUGGUUUGGAUCCGUUUGCAAGAGUUGAUGCAGCUCCUGAAAAGAAAGUUUAUAAGCCAGCCCCUAUCCCUCCACCGACAAACCUACCUGAGCUGGGUCCGGCUCUCGAACGUCUUGCCCAGUCCCUUGCGGCACUAAAAACCUCUCACGCCUCCAACACGAACGCAGUAGCCUCGUUUUCCGAAGAGGAAGAACAGUUGGAUACUCGAGAAACGGAACUGCGUGACAUGGUUGCGCAAGCUGAAACCAAGAGGAGUUGGUUCGCUGAGUUCAAAGAACGGAUGGAAAGCGUAGCCACGUUUCUCGAUGAAAAGUAUCCUGAGCUCGAACGACUGGAAAGCGAACAUAUUUUUAUUCUAAAGAAGCGCGCAGGGAUGAUUGCGCGGAGACGCAAGGAAGAUGAUGAGGACGAUCUUUCUGUCGUAUUUGGCUCCCCCGCACAACGUGAGCCCCCACCGGACGAAUUCGAUGAGCUGGGUCGCGAUGUGCCCCGAGCCGAUCCUGUCGCGCUCAGGAAGGUCAGAAGGGUUGCACGAGUUGCACGACGUCAUCGCCGUCAGUCUCGGAAUGCAGUGUCAGAAGCGGACUGGGAGGAAGAAGGAUAUUCAACUGACUCCUCCCUUCCCCCGUCCGAUGCCCAAGACUAUCGAGCUGCCAUUCAAAGGAUCACUACUGGCGGGGAAGAGCUUCUCUCUGACGUGGCUGCAGCCGAGUUCAAGGACCCUAGUCUAGGGCUCGCUAAAUGGUUCGGUGAGUGGCGAAGUCGUUAUGGUGAUAGUUACACGGGUGCAUGGGGCGGCCUUGGUCUUGUCGGCGCAUGGGAGUUUUGGGUACGUCUAGAACUGCUAGGAUGGGACCCAUUAGAUUCAUCUGAUAACCUCGACGAUUUCUCCUGGUACUCGUCGCUGCACGAGUAUUCCCAAUCGUCGUACGAUGAAGAUGAAAACGCAGAAUUCUUGGAGCCACCUCCAGAUGGUGAUCUAGUAUCAGCUAUGAUCUCUACUGCGCUUGUUCCUCGUCUCUGCAAGAUGCUUGAGAGCGGAGGAUUUGAUCCUUAUUCUGUCCAUGAUGUCAGAAGAACUAUCGACGUCGCUGAACAAGUGGAAGCUUCCAUUGGACCAGACCACCACAAGUUUUUGAUGAUCCUCAAGUCAGUGCAUGGCGUAUUCGAGAACGCCACGAUCGCUGCAGAAGCCCUCCUGUCACCGUUCCUUCGAUUUAACCGCCCACUAUUCGACCCGGAGGCAAUUGCGGCUCGCAACCGGUUACUUGCUAGGGCAUCCAAGCUCUUCGACGUGAUGCUACGCUGGCGGAAAUUUACAGGGGACAAGCUUGGUACCGGCCAGGUCUGUGUGCGACUUAUUAAGAACUACGUGCUUCCGAUCGCGCGGAGUGGAUGGGAAGUUGGAGGUGAGGAGAAGACACGCCAGAUGGUAGCUGCGUUGCCCCAGGAUCUGGCGGCCUCAGUGAACCUCUGAUGCGGUGGCCAUUUCAUUGGUUGUCUGUGUUGUUCCUGUUGUAGACUUUACACCACUGAAUGAUUAUUUGCAUGAAGUAUGUAUUGUUCCUUUCUCAU
Messenger RNA from Pisolithus orientalis, 2395 nucleotides. Its product is annotated as GCFC-domain-containing protein. NCBI's taxonomy places the organism in Eukaryota, Fungi, Basidiomycota, Agaricomycetes, Boletales, Pisolithaceae. The transcript has 10 exons. The coding region runs from base 9 to 2297 and encodes 762 amino acids. Gene Ontology annotation, molecular function: DNA binding. Gene Ontology annotation, cellular component: nucleus; U2-type post-mRNA release spliceosomal complex. The record is from RefSeq and is a predicted model, not a curated record. Gene Ontology annotation, biological process: spliceosomal complex disassembly; mRNA splicing, via spliceosome.